AUGGCUACACAAGUGGCAGCUGCGAGGCAGCCUUUUGCUCCAUUAAAUGGAUCACGGCUUCAGAAUCUCACGAGUCUCAAGAAUCGGCAAAAUGCAUUGUCCGCUCUCUCUUCGCCCAGCAAACGCAAAGCUUCCGCCUUCGAGGCCGACAACGACAACUCGGAGAACAUCGACCCUAUUAUCUUCCUCUCCCCAAAGCGGUCCAAGAACCCAGACGGAAGCUCCAAAGACCUCGUGAAACCGCAACACUUCUUCCUAACCAAAGCUCCUCCAUCUCCCAAUGAAUUCUCGUCCCUCAAACCAGUUGCUUCUCCCCGGCGACCAAUUCUACCCGCACGUUCACCAGCACCAAGACUCGAUACCUCACGCUCAACACCUCUCUCCGCACCAGCAGGCCGCUCCCCAACACGAAAACGCAUCGGCAUUACCAAUCGUAGAAAGACCGGUAGUCCCUUCACACGCGUCGAUCCUCCCAAAUUCACAGCCCCGUCCUCAGGCCUAGGAUUCAGCAUUGACGCCGCACUCUCCGGCACCAUCCCCUCCUAUACCCCCCGCGAACGCAAUGCCACCGCUUCCUCAUCCAAAGAGCACCCCAUUCCCUUGCUGCAUCAGCCAGAAGCUAAGGACUCCUGGUUCUUCGACAUCCACGAAGACACUGAGGAGGAAUUGGCGACAAACUUGAUGGAGCACUCAACUUGUACUCUGGAUAUCUCUUCUGACGAGGAGAGUAGAGCGAGAGAGAGGGAUUUCAGAGGCAAAGAGAACGUCCCUCCUCCUGAUGACAUCUCGCAGACUCGCACUUAUCUCUCUUCUACCUCGAGUGUUGAGGCUGAGCUGUCGAUGCAUGAUAUCAAGGCGCGGAUCAGGGCUAGCAGGAAGAAGAGAGAGGUGGACGAGGGCGCGUGCGAUGUUGAUCGUGCGCCACUCGGGGAUUUAGCUGCCGAGGACUUCUAUGCCGAGGGCUGUGAUGGCGAGAGUGUGUUCUUGGUUCCUGCUGAGGCGGGCGAGGAGGAGGAACAGAGUGCUGAUUGUCAUGCGACGUUCGACUUCAUCGCUGACCUUGAAGGCAAGGGAAAGGAGCUUGAUAUCGACACCCUCAUGUCUCAAGAUGGUCUUGCUCCUAAGGCUAAGCUGUUAGAGCCUAUCGAGAAAGCGGAAGAGGGCUUUGAGCUGUGGGAGAGUGGUUCCGCGAAGGAUGGAGAGUAG
Molecule: messenger RNA, 1206 nt
Organism: Hyaloscypha bicolor E
Lineage: Eukaryota; Fungi; Ascomycota; Leotiomycetes; Helotiales; Hyaloscyphaceae
Exons: 2
Coding region: 1-1206 (401 amino acids)
Source: RefSeq, a predicted model, not a curated record